AUGGAGCAAUACAGCCUUGGAGACGAGGGCCCCGUUCCACCCGAGAUGCACCUCCCUUCCUUCUCAGAGAGCCAGGGCCUCAACUGCAGUGACACCCUCAACCGGGACCUGGGCCCCAACACCCGAGACCUACUCUACGCCGGCCUGAGUGGUCUAGGCCUGGACCCCAGUCUGCCGGCCCCUGACAUGCCCAGUGAGGUGCUUGAGGACAACUUAGAUACCCUGUCCGUGUACUCAGGGAAGGACAAUGGUUCUGUGAAGCUGUUGGGGGAGUAUGCAGACCCAGAAUCUCAGACUUCCUUACAAGACCUAGGACUAGGCACACUUAAGGUGCCUAAAGAGACUGAUGAAGGAGGAGGCAGGGCCAGCUCUGGGAGUACCAGGAGAGGCAAGCGGCAGCACAGCUCCCCUCAGAGCCCACUCCUGGACUGCAGCCUCUGUGGGAAAGUGUUCAGCAGCGCCAGUUCACUUAGCAAGCACUACCUGACGCACAGCCAGGAGCGGAAACACAUUUGCAAAAUCUGCAGCAAGGCCUUUAAGCGCCAGGACCACCUGACAGGGCACAUGCUUACUCACCAGAAGACCAAGCCCUUCGUGUGCAUAGAACAAGGUUGCAGUAAGAGCUACUGUGACUACCGCUCGCUGCGCCGCCACUAUGAGGUGCAGCAUGGUCUCUGCAUCCUGAAGGAGGCCCCCCUGGAAGAGGAGCCCUGUGGGGACUCCCCCCAUGGCCAUGAGGCACCUACAGGUGGCCUACGGGCCCUGGUGCCCCCAGAAGCCAGGUCCCCUAGCUCGCUGCUGCCCAACCGGGACCUCCUGCGCUGCCUUGUGAGCAGCAUCGUGCACCAGAAGGUGCCAACCACCAGCCCAGUCCCAGGGGCGCUCUCAGACCCUGAGGCCAGGGGGGCCGCUGGCCCCUGCCCAGCCUCCUCCGGGUCAUCUGCUUCGUCUGCCUGCAUCCCGGUAGGCCCUGGUGUGGAGGGUCCCGAGGAACCUCGCCCCCCACGCAAAGAACUCAUUGGCAUGGACAGCUUCACAGGCUUCCACCAGAGGGUAGGGGAGAAUGGGGUCCCUGAGGCCCCUGAACCAGAGCUUCCUGUUCUCCAGCUCCCUGCCACUGUGGAGGGCUGGCCUGAUGCAGGGACCCUAUCUGCCCGCCUGCCUCUGUUCCGCAGUCAGACUGGCCCCACUAGCUCCCAGCCACCUGGCCCUAACUUCCAGUGGCUCCGGAACCUGCCCGGUGGCCCCAAGAACAAAGGAAACAGCAUGUUCAUGGUACACAAGCCCCCCACAGCACCUGCCCGGGAGGGCUCCGAAUCAGGUCCAGGGCCCUGUGGUACCUCCCCUGGCCUGGAGGCAUUGGCUUGUUCAGGCACGGGGCUGGAGGAUAGGACGCCCUGUCCUGCUCAGAAUGAUACCAGGGGCACCAGCGGGGAAGAAAACGCCUGGGCCUCUAAGAAGAGCAAACUGGAGGGGGCCAGCGAGUCCAUGUCUUGGCAGAGUCCUGGGGAUCCCAGCCCCCAGGACGCCCAGAAAGCCAGUGGACUCCCAGCAGAGGUCACACCGCUCUUCCGGCAGCUAUUCCUGAAGUCACAGGAGUCUGUGGUGAGCCAUGAGCAGAUGCAAGUGUUCCAGAUGAUCACCAAGUCACAGCGCAUCUUCUCCCAUGCCCCAGUAGCUGCCCCUGCCACCCAGCUCCCUGGGCCGGAGACCAAGUCAGCUGCCCUGAAGCCACUAUCCGGGCCAUGGCCACAGCAGUCCGCUGUGGACUCGCUCCACGCUGGCCCUGGGAACCCUGAGCCAGAGGGGUCCCCUGCCCGCAGGAGGAAGACUAUGGCUGCCUUUCCCCGGGAAGCCGCCUCCCCUGUUGGUGCUGGUAACACGCGGCGGGAGGCCAAGGGAGGGCCAAAGGUGACCACCGUCCAGCCGACCCUAGUGUCCUCAGCUCUGGACCCUUCUGCCAACCCAGACGUCUCCUCUCUUGCCAAGCAGCUACGAUCUGCGAAAGGGGCCUUGGACCUGGGGGACAUCGUCUCCCCCUCAUGCCCACGGCAAAGUCAGCCUAUGGGUGACGAGGCAUCUGGCUCCCAGCUCCCUGGGAAGCAGGUCCAGGCCGAGAAUGGUACAACCUCAGGGGUCACCAGAGGUGACAAGGGCCCAGCCUGCUCCCGGGGUACAGGCUAUAGGCUUUUCUCCAGCCACCCCAGGGGCCAACGCUUCUCGGGCUUCCGUAAGGAGAAGGUGAAAAUGGACAUGUGCUGUACAGCAUCACCCAGCCAGGUGGCCAUGGCCUCCUUCUCGUCAUCUGGGCCCCCGGCAGACCCCCCACAGGACGCCAAGUCCAAGCUGACCAUAUUCAACAGAAUCCAGGGCGGGAACAUCUACAGGCUCCCUCACCCCGUGAAGGAGGAAAGCAUGGCGGGUGGGUGUAACCAGCAAAACGGCGGUCCUGCUGACUGGACAGAGCCCAGGAACACUUACGUCUGCAAGAACUGCAGCCAGAUGUUCUAUACAGAGAAGGGCCUGAGCAGCCACAUGUGUUUUCGCAGUGACCAGUGGCCAUCACCACGUGGCAAACAGGAGCAGCAGGCGUUUGGUGCCUCAGAAUUUUGCAAGCCACCAAGACAGAUGCUGAGGACACAUGGGGAUGGGCAGAGCCCCCCUGGAGCCAAGAAACCCAUGGACAGCACGGCAGCAGCCCCCUUGAUGGUGCCAGUGUCGGUACCUGUGAUCCCUGGGACUCAGCCCCCAGUGGAUGCUGCCAAGGGCCAAGAGAAAGACAGUGAGGAGAGCAAGGAGAGCAGCCAGUACAGAAAGCAGAAGAAGCGCCCCCAGCCCAAGGCACUGGUCCUCCCUGCUCCACCCUCAGCGUUUGCCGAGCAGGUCCCGGGAGGCCACCACCCAAGCUGCCUUCGGUCCCCAGUGUUCCUGGUGGACCAGCUCCUGAAGGGCUUGUUCCAGUGCCCCCCCUACACACCGCCUCCCAUGCUCAGCCCCAUCCGGGAAGGUUCGGGACUGUACUUCAACACCCUGUGUUCCACAGCCUCACAGGCUGGGCCCCACAGACUCUUCAACACUGUGUUUGAUCCAGCGGAUGGCUCUUUGGGCAUCUGUGUGGUGAAGGAUGACACCAAGAUCAGCAUUGAACCACACAUCAACAUAGGAAGCAGAUUUCAGGCUGAGAUCCCGGACCUCCAGGAGAGGUCUCUGGCCAAUACCGAUGAACGCAUAGCUGCUCUGGUCUGGAAGCCGUGGGGAGAUGUGAUGACCAACCCGGAAACACAGGACCGAGUGACAGAGCUCUGCAACGUGGCUUGCUCCAGCGUGAUGCCAGGAGGCGGUACCAACCUGGAACUGGCACUGCACUGUCUGCAUGAAGCCCAGGGCAAUGUCCAGCUUGCCCUGGAGACACUCCUGCUCAGAGGCCCCCAGAAGUCCCGGACGCAUCCACUAGCUGACUACCGUUACACAGGUUCAGACAUCUGGACCCCCAUGGAGAAGAGACUCUUUAAGAAGGCAUUCUGUGCCCACAAGAAGGACUUUUACAUGAUACACAAGACGAUCCAGACAAAGACAGUCACCCAGUGUGUUGAGUAUUAUUACAUCUGGAAAAAGAUGAUCAAGUUUGACUGUGGCCGAGCCCCAGGGCUUGAGAAGAGGGUCAAGAGGGAGCCAGAGGAGGUAGACAGGACAGAAGAGAAGGUCACUUGCAGCCCUCGGGAGCGACCCAGCCACCGUCCGACUCCUGAGUUAAAGAUAAAGACCAAGAGUUAUAGGAGGGAGUCCAUCCUCCACUCCAGCCCCAACACAGGCCCCAAGAGGACUCCUGAACCGCCAGGGAGUGUGGAGAGCCAGGGUGCCUUCCCAUGCAGAGAGUGUGAGAGGGUAUUCGAUAAGAUCAAGAGUCGGAAUGCCCACAUGAAGCGACACCGGCUCCAGGACCACGUGGAGCCUAUAGUCAGGGUGAAGUGGCCGGUGAAGCCCUUCCAGCUAAAGGAGGACGAAGAGGAGGAAGAGGAGAUGGGGGCUGACAUUGGCCCCCUGCAGUGGUGA
Molecule: messenger RNA, 4053 nt
Organism: Chrysochloris asiatica (Cape golden mole)
Lineage: Eukaryota; Metazoa; Chordata; Mammalia; Afrosoricida; Chrysochloridae
Gene: ZNF541
Product: zinc finger protein 541
Exons: 15
Coding region: 1-4053 (1350 amino acids)
Biological process (GO): negative regulation of DNA-templated transcription; regulation of transcription by RNA polymerase II
Cellular component (GO): histone deacetylase complex; transcription regulator complex
Molecular function (GO): transcription corepressor activity
Source: RefSeq, a predicted model, not a curated record